This is a messenger RNA of Syngnathoides biaculeatus (alligator pipefish), 3045 nucleotides long. RefSeq names its product double zinc ribbon and ankyrin repeat domains 1 (gene dzank1). Gene Ontology annotation, biological process: eye photoreceptor cell development. The transcript is spliced from 21 exons. The coding region runs from base 161 to 2197 and encodes 678 amino acids. Gene Ontology annotation, molecular function: protein binding. Lineage: Eukaryota; Metazoa; Chordata; Actinopteri; Syngnathiformes; Syngnathidae. The record is from RefSeq and is a predicted model, not a curated record.
UGAAUCAUGUGGCAAGCAAGUUGUAGUGGGGGCGUGCCCGACUAGAAAACAAUCUGGCCACUCUCAAUACGCCCCCCGUGCUGCUGUUGCUGUGGCAACGCAAACAAAACACACACCGACAGUGGUUGUGCCCAAGUUUGGCUCGAGCUGCGCCGCGAGCAUGACGGCGGGGGCGGUGGCGCCCCCUCGCAUUAUUCCCAUCGUGCGGCGGGACAAAUUACCCACGUCGAAGAACCGCGUUGACACCAGCACGCGUGUGUGCAUCCAGUCGGACACUGGCGACGCUUGGCUUUUCUACACACUGGACGGCUCGAAACCCGUGGCCGGUUCCCCGCCAGGACCAGGCGACGGCGGCAACAGGCGGCUCUACGUUUCGCCUUUUGCGCUGCCGAGCGGCCGAGUGUGCGUCAGAGCAGCGGCUGUCACCAGCGACGGGCGCCAAAGCGCAGCCGUCACCAAAGUCUUCUUUGUCAGCGAGGUGGAGCCUUCGCGACAGCCUGUGCUGUUCAACUUCCAGCUGGCGAGUCAGGAAGAAGGACUGCAAGACAUCACUUCUUCACCUCAAGGGUCAAAAGCGACGGGCCGCGCCCGGUCCCAAUCGGUUCCUCGGCGGGGCCCGCCCCCUAGCGGUUCUGCCCGCUCUCAUUGGGAGCGCACAGCCGCGCCGAGGGACCGCAGCGCCCGGCGUGACGCAGACGUUCGCUUCCGAAGACGUGUGCAGCGUUCACCUUUGAGCAGUCGUGACGGCGGCACAAGUUUGUGCGCGGAGUGCGGCGCUUCGCUGCCCCCUUUGCCGCUACGCGGGAGUCCCGCCGACGGGGGGCAGGUGGUGUGUUGUGUGCUGUGCGACGCUGAAGUUCCAGUCAACACUCGCGCUGAUUCCAUGUUCUCCCAGGCCCCUGACCUGCAGAAGCUCCGCCCCCAACUGCAAGUGUGCAAAAAUGGUGACAUUUUGUGUGUGUGUUGCGGCCGAGGAAACCCGCGUGACCUGUCAAACUGUUUGACGUGUGAGACCUGCCUACACACGGCAGCGUCGGAGGGGAACGGCGCCCCCUGUGCGCCAGCCUCACCCAACAGGAAGUUCUCCUGCUCCAAAUGCGGACGUCUAAACCGCAUCGACGCUCACUAUUGCGACUGGUGUGGCGCUAAGGCUGCGACGUGCGGCGCCGGCGCCUCUCCCCAGGCUGUCAUCCGCGCCACCCGGGGCCCCUACCUGGACACGCCGUCUACUUCCUGUUGUGACGCCACGACACCCACAUUCCAGGCCAGCCCGCCCGCCGCCGAAGGCCCGAAUCGCACGCAGACGUCGAGACCGCGUUUCCCGUCAGCCGCAAAACUCCGCCAGCAGGAGCGACAGAAGUCGCCGCUACGCGAAGACGGACGACUGCCGCUCGGCGCCGUCAGCCCGGGACGAGGUGGAAGUAGUGAAGUCAGUGAUUCCGAUAACAAUAGCGAUAUCCGUAAAAGAGGAGACGCGCGUGUCUGUCCGCCAUCAGGUUACUGGCGGACGCAGCUGGAUCACGUGUGCGCUCACCUGAGGAGUUUUGCCCAGAACAACGCCCCCUUCAGGACUCUGCUAGGAGAGCCUCGCCUCGGCCGGAUGAUCUCGGCUGUGCUACAAGAAGGCGCCGGCGAGGUCACGCUGACGCUCAGCUUCAAGGACGCCGGAAAGGAAGUUGCUUCUGAAGGUGUGGACAAGAUGGCGUCCACGAGGAAGCCAUGCCAAGGAAGUGGAAGCACAGCGAGCGUGACGGUGAAGGACAUCCAGCUGCUUCAUGAAUUGGGUCCAGGUCCCGCUUGCGGGCGCGUCAGCGUCGUCCAGCGGCUCUUGGAUCAGGGGGCGAACCCGAGCUGCUGCGACAGCGAGGGCCGGUCCGCCACCGCGAUGGCUGCCGUCAACGGGCACCACGCAGUCUUGCCGCUUCUGCUGCAGCGCGGCGCCGAUGUCGACCGCCCGUCUGGCCAGAUGAAGAACACGGCGCUGCACGAGGCUGCCGCACUAGGACCUCAAGGUUUACGCUGUGCGCACGUUCUCAUCAGCUGCGCCGCCGCCACAGGGCUCCGUAACAAAGACGGCCGCACGGCCUACGACGUGGCGGCCGCGAGCGGAUGCGCCGCCAUGAUGUCCCUGUUGAAUGGCUCUGUCUCUUUGGAAGGGGCGGGGCUUACACCUGACUCCAAGCAACAUCCAAACUAGCCGGAGUUGAGCUAGCGGUUAAGGGUUAAGCUAAGGGUUAGCCCCGGAUGCCCAAGCUAGGUUGAAGGCCUUCGCCGCCACCACCGGAGCUCGCGGCCCGCCUUCCCGAGCCUCAACAUCCGGGGAGGCCUUUAGCCGAGCUUCAGCGCGGGCGGAGGCUUUUGGCCUAGCUUCGGUGUCCCGGGCUAACGCGGCGGGCCACGAUUCGAGCUCCCAGGCGGCGGAGGCCGUCAGCCCGGGACGCCGAAGUUAGGCUAAAGGCCUCCGCUACCUGAAAGCUCGGCUCGUGGCCCGCCGCCGGAGCCCACCUAUCAGACUCCGCGUCAUUCCCUUCCCGAGAACCGUCCACGGUUGCCGGCGCGGAGCUCCCGGGGGCCUUCGUUUAUGCACUUAUGUCGCGUGUAAGCCUCCAAGCGGCCAGACUCCGCGUCAUUCCCCCGGAAUAACCAUCCGAAUAUUCAUUCAUUCCAGCCACAGGUUCAAAUCUGUAUGAAAGUAUUCCUCUCUCUUCCCACUCGAGUGAUACUGCUAUUUCUUCAUCAGAUAGGGAUAAAUCAGCACUGGGCAUAAUGGUGUCCCAUGUCAUCGAGCGUUUGGAACGGCUGUGCCACACGUCACAUCCGCCCACGUACCUCAUGUGACUCGUGAUAAUGGCAACGCCCCUGAAAAUUCGUACUCGUCGACAAAUAUCUUCUCAAAACACGAUGAAAUGAGAAGAGGAUUUAACAUCACAUUGUCAAAAUAGGCUCCAUAUUACCAUAUGACCUAUUGGAUACACUCUUCAUGCAAAGCACUGAAAUUCUCCUUUAACAUUUCAUUGUUUUGUCAUCAGUUUCUUAUUUGUGUAA